AUGUCUUCAAACCAACACAACAAUCCUCUCUCGCACUUCCAAUCAGCCAACCUAUUCGACGUCGCCGGCCUAGUCGCAGUCGUCACUGGCGGCAGCUCCGGUCUUGGACUCUACGCCGCCCAUGCGCUCGCAUCCAACGGUGCGCUAGUCUACAUCCUUGGUCGACGCAAACCCCUUCUCGACACCACUGUUUCCCAGUUCCACUCUCUUCUUCCCGACCCAUCCUCCCGCAAGUCUGGAGACUUGGUCGCUGUUCAAGCUGACAUCACAUCCAAAGAGUCACUUACUGCUGCUCGAGAGUUUAUCACCACCGACCUGGCUCAGCAGGGGAAGAAAGGUAUUCAGACAUUGAUCUGUAAUGCUGGUAUCGGUGGGAAAUUCCUCCGUUCCUAUGGUCAACAUCCUCCCUCUGUCCCAAACCCAAAGUCUCAGGCUGAAAAGGAUAGGGAGUUUGGCGAGAUAGUUGAUGAGCUAUGGUCGUUUAGCCAAUCCGACUGCGCCGCAAUACUGAACACCAAUGUCACUGGAAACUAUCUUACCGCUCUAGCUUUCCUACCCCUCCUCAAAGCAGGAACCUCGCCAGACUAUCUCUCUCAAACAAUCUUGAUCUCUUCCAACGCUGCUUGGGCAAAAGUCCCACUGCUGAACCCCAUCUACAACAUCUCCAAAACCGCCGUCUCACAUCUGGGUCAGAUUCUGUCGACGAUGUUUUGCGACCACGGAUUGCGAACCAACAUCAUCGAACCAGGUCUCUAUCCAAGCGACCUAACCAGUACAGAAGGAAGAGACGAAACCACAGGUCAUGGAAAGCUAAGUCACACAAACGGAGCAGAUAUCCCAAUCGGCAGGUGUGGUAAACCGGAAGAAGAGCAUGCCAGUGCGGUCUUGUAUCUGGCUAGUAGAAACAGUCAAUUUGCCAACGGAGCCAGGAUAAGGGUCGAUGGUGCGGCAUUGCAGAAAUUGCCUGCUUCUGAUUGA
Molecule: messenger RNA, 978 nt
Organism: Ustilago hordei
Lineage: Eukaryota; Fungi; Basidiomycota; Ustilaginomycetes; Ustilaginales; Ustilaginaceae
Exons: 2
Coding region: 1-978 (325 amino acids)
Molecular function (GO): oxidoreductase activity
Source: RefSeq, a predicted model, not a curated record